AUGGACGAGUCGUUUUUAAAGUCUGCCUUUGUGAGCCAGGAGCCGUUGGUGGCCGCGGAGGACACGACUCUUGCUUUGCCCAACGCUCCGGGCUCCAAACCCGGUGGGAAGGUUCAUUCAAACCAGGACAGGAGCCUGCGCGUCCAGCAGCAGGUCCAGCUCACUCUGGCCCGGAAGAGCAGGAAGCAGUCCAAUGGCAGUGUCCACUUACAGAGAAGCACGACCAGUUUUGACCAUUCAGACGGACAUCUAGCAGCCAUGAAGGUUAACGGCCUUGGUCUGAGUAACCCCUCACUCGCCUUCAAACCGUGCCGCAGGGUGGAGGUAACCCCACCCCCAAGCCCUGGUGCCCACCAGCGCCGCAUGUUCGGGUCACACAGAAUGGGUCUGUACACCGUCCCGGGACCGGCUCAGCUCUACCAAAUCCCAUUGGACCGCUCGCUCUCCUCAGAUUUCUACCACCGCUACGCCUUUUCAGAUGGACCCAGGUUUAUGAGGACGCAGAGGUCCAAUGCGGGCUCCAGACAGCGGUCCUUCAGACGCGCCGCUUUGCCCCAGCCCGUGUUUGAGGACGAGGUUCUCCACUCAAAUGCAGAGCGGAGAAACAGUUCCAGAUGGUCCCAGAGACAGAUAUCAAGCAAGCAGGAGCACCACAGCAUGGGGCAUGGGCUGAAUGUGGUGGUCCCCCCUGAGAGUGGGUCGGCCUGGCUGUCCCGAGUCAGGGGAAGCACCCACGCCCUGCGCAGGCUGAACUCAUACCCGCCCUCUGCCACCAGUUUGGAGGUGGACACAACCAGGCAUGAUGUGAACGUGCCUGUUCAGACGAGCAAUGUCACAGCACUAGCUGCGGAGAACAGGGCUCCGGAGAUGACCAUAGAGAGGGCCGUGAGCCUGCUGUCCCAGUCCAACGAGGAAACCCUAGUGUUGGCCGCCAGCUUCAUCCAGAACCAGUGCUUCAAGAGCGAAGAUGCCAAGAAGAUGGUUUACUAUCUGCGAGGCAUUGGGAAGCUGAUGCAGCUGCUGACUCAGGACAGUGAGGAGGUGCAGCAUGUGGCGGCCGGAGCCCUGAGGAAUCUGGUGUUUCAGAGCAACGAGAACAAGAUGGAGGUGAAGGAGAACGGCGGCCUGUCCACGAUACUGAAGGCCCUGAAGAGCAGCAGAGAUGUGGAGACCAGGAGGCAGCUCACCGGUCUGAUGUGGAACCUGUCCUCUCACGACCUCCUGAAGGAGCAGCUGUCAGUGGAGGCUCUCCCGGUGCUGACUGAGUCUGUGCUGGUGCCCUGCUCGGGGCUGUCCGAGGGAGAGAACCCCAAAGAUGAGAUGCUGGCAGACGCUGACGUCUUUCAUAAUGCCACGGGCUGUUUACGGAACCUGAGCUCAGCCGGACCAAACGGCAGGAAGGCCAUGAGGGAGUGUGAAAACCUCAUAGACUCUCUAGUUUACUACAUCAGAGUCACCAUUGCAGACUACAAAACAGAUGACAAGACGACAGAGAACUGUGUAUGCAUCCUCCACAACCUGUCCUAUCAGAUCGAGGAGGAGCUUCCCCAAAAGUACGCAGAGGAACUGCACCAGUCGCGGCUAAGCGUGGCCCCCAAAACCAAAUCUGUGGGCUGCUUCCCGACUCGCAGCACAAAGAGCACCAAAGAGCGGCUGGAGCGAAGCUGCCCCCUGCUGGAGGAUAAGGCAAACCCAUGUGGAGUGGAGUGGCUGUGGAGCGCUAUCACAGUACGCAUGUACCUGUCGCUUAUCGCCCGCAGUGUGCGUCACAACACACAGGAGGCAGCACUGGGCGCCUUACAGAACAUCACAGCUGGACAUGGCCAUGUGACUGAAGCCUUGUGUUUCACGAUUGUCCAGCGGGAGAAUGGCCUCCAGCACAUCAAGAGGCCUUUAGAGGAGGGGGACAGUGAAGUGAGGCGCACCACUGUGUCCCUCAUUAGAAACCUUUCCCGCCACAGAGAACUUCACCCGGAGAUCAUCACCCACGUGUUGGCUGAGGUCGUCUCCAUGUUGCCUAAUAAUGACCGGGGCACAGACCAGCCCUCAGAGGUGACCGCCUGUCUCUGCCACAUCCUGCUGAACCUGAGCCACAACCACACGGACAGUGUAAGGGCCGCGGUCAACCUGGGGGCCCUACCCAAAAUUAUCAACAUUAGCAGCAAAGACAAUGGUUAUGGUCCGAGUCGAGCUGGCCAGGCCGCAUGUGUCCUAUUACGCUCGAUGUGGAAGCACACUGAUCUACACAGCCUCUACAAAAAGUGUGGAUUUAGAAAAGCUGAUUUCAUCAACUCAAGGACGACGAAGACAGUGAACUCUAUACGAGACUAA
Molecule: messenger RNA, 2331 nt
Organism: Knipowitschia caucasica
Lineage: Eukaryota; Metazoa; Chordata; Actinopteri; Gobiiformes; Gobiidae
Source: the annotation of a GenBank genome assembly